Messenger RNA from Odontomachus brunneus, 2891 nucleotides. It is a transcript of the gene Sec10, whose product is annotated as exocyst complex component 5. The record is from RefSeq and is a predicted model, not a curated record. Gene Ontology annotation, biological process: exocytosis; Golgi to plasma membrane transport. Gene Ontology annotation, cellular component: cytoplasm; exocyst. The transcript has 6 exons. Bases 365 to 2515 code for a protein of 716 amino acids. Lineage: Eukaryota; Metazoa; Arthropoda; Insecta; Hymenoptera; Formicidae.
CCUCCUUCUCUCUUACUUCAUGGUUGAUUCUAACGAACUUUUCAUUUUUACUUCGAAGAAGUAUGAAUUGGUGGCUAGUUCAGUGAUUUUUAAUUUUCAAGUAGUAUAGUUAAACGACGGAUCAGACGAACUUCUCAUCCUUCAGUAACAUGACCGAGAAUCUGGUCGUGUAGAGUUCGUCUGUACCUUUCAACGAAAAAUAAAAGACCUUUCGACUUGACAAUGAAUUAUUUGUACGAUAAAUAAAUAAACAACAUCAAUAACAAUGAUCAUCUCGAUUUCGUAACACUUGUGCACCCUUCUAGAUCGAGUGUGAUUUAACCUCAUUUUUACUUGCUGUUCGGCGAGCAUAAACCACUUCAAAAUGAUGCAACAAUACAUGAAGGAGUUAGAACAGGAUCCGUUUGAUCCUGAAGAAUUCGUCGAGCGACUGGCUUGGAGAACUGUCAACGAUAAUACGAAGGACAGAGGGAAAACCUUUUUUGAUCCUGUCAUCGUUCACGAGACUUUCUUGCAGGCUAUCAAGGACCUACAGAUACUGCAAGAACGGCAGCAAAAGAAGUGUGACAAGUUGGAAGCUGCACUGAAGGAGGAGGAGGCCAGGCAUGCGUUUGAGAUAUUGGAACUGCAGGAGAGAAACAGACAUUCCAUCGAUCUGUUUCAUCAGUUGGACGAAAGAAUCAAUCUCGUCGCCACUAAAGUCUUGCAUUUGGGUGACCAGUUAGAGAGCGUCAAUACACCAAGAGCGAGAGCAGUGGAGGCUCAAAAACUGAUGAGACACUUUUCAGAAUUCCUGAGCCCUGGCCCAUUGACUGAUCCUAUCUUCAUAGAUAAAUCAUCGUUGAACGACGCGGCGGAUGUGAUACAGAAACUCCAUCUCAUAGUGCAAGAACUGCCCUCCGAGAAGUUCGAGCAUGCCAAGAAGAAGAUCGGCGUCAAAUACGACGAGAUCGAGCGAAAUUUAAUCGAGGAAUUUGUGAGAGCGCACAACAGAGAAGAUGCGGCGCGCAUGAGGGAAUUGGCGGGCACCUUGGCCCAUUUCAAAGGUUACUCCCAGUGCAUUGACGCGUUUAUUGAGCAGAGUCAGAUGGGCUCGUUCGGCGGGAAAGACGUCUUUCAGGACGUCAUACCUAUGUGCACCAAGUACCACAAGCUCAUGCAACAGGUGUUCACCAAUCCUGAGCAAGUGAUGGCGAAGUUCGUGCUCAAUAUCUAUCACCUGCGCCUACAGAAGUACGCGGUAGCUAAGUUGGCCGAUAAAACCGACUCCGACAAAUACCUCAGGAACCUGUACGACCUGUACACACGUACGGUCAAGUUGUCCAACGACUUGAAGAUCUUCAACAUGGGCACCGAUGAUACGUACCUCGGCAAACUCACCAGGAACAUCUUCCAGAAGUAUCUGGACACCUACAUCACUAUCGAGACGAAAGCGUUUCGGGAGAAGUCGGCGGCGCUGCUCAUCGAAUACUACGAGUCCAAGAAUCAUCAGAAGAAGCAGCUGCAGACGGGCGGCUUUCAAGAGUUGCGCAGAGAUUUGCAGGCCGUGCUGGGUGCAAGAACGAACAUAAACAUCGCUCAAAUCGAAGACUAUGGCGGCGAGACGUUUCUCUCAGAAGAGUUGGCGAUCGCGAUUCUACAGAGGAGUAAACUCGCCUUCCAGAGAUGCCAAUUGCUUUCACAACCGGUUGACGUGCCCGUGAACGCGCUCCAGAUCUUGGAGAUACUGCUGCAAUAUUUGAUAAGCGAGCACGUGGACUACGCGCUGGAGUUGGGCCUACAAAGCGUGCCGAUACCGGAGAGCAGGACUCAGCCGGAAAUUCAUUUCUUCAACGUGGUACAUCAGUGCAACGCGAUCGUUCGGCUCUUGGAGGAGCAGUUCAACGACAGCGUGUUGCCUCUCGUCCUGUCGACGCCUAAACACGCGGACUGCUUGUUAAAGAAAAAGGCGAUAUUGGAGCAGAUCGAUGUGAAGCUAGACACCGGCUUGGACAGAAGCAUAAAUGCCAUUGUGGGCUGGGUGAAGAUGUAUCUGCAGAGUGAGCAACGGAAGACCGACUUCAAACCGGAGACCGACGUAGACACCGUGAACACGCCGGCCUGCUUGGUGGUGGUUCAGUACGUCAGCGGCAUGAUACGGUUGAUACGAAAUACACUGGACGGCAGACACUUGGACACUGCUCUGAAGGAGCUGGGCAUUCGAUUUCACAAAGUGAUCUACGACCAUCUGCAACAAUUUCAAUUCAAUUCGGCCGGCGCGAUGUGCGCGAUAUGCGACAUGAACGAGUAUCGCAAGUGCAUCAAAGAGCUGGAGGUCGAGUUCGUCACGAAUCUUUUCGAUACUCUACACGCGUUGUGCAAUCUGCUGUUGGUCAAGCCAGAGAACUUGAAGCAAGUCUGCACGGGAGAUCAGUUGAUGACACUCGAUCGUACCGUUCUACUGAAUUUUAUUCAAUUGAGGACUGAUUACAAGACACAGAAGUUAGCCAAUUGCUUAAAGGGUUUAGCAACAUGAUGACGCAUGCAACUCACAUAAAGAAAGGAUGCUCGAGAUUCUACCGAAGUCCUUCGUGAAUCAAUGAGAUCUCGCUACCGGAAUCAUUGAAAGAAAAAGAAAAAAAUUGCCGUGAGACAAUAUUUGUGUAUUUGCUUAGAAACGCGGCGGAUUUCGUCGCCAUCGGGAGAAACCCUCGUGCGUAUUGUAAGAUUUACACGCGAAACGCUUGCAGAAGAAGAUUGCUUUCUCUUUCUUUCUUUCUCUGUAUGUAAAAAUUUGUUUGUUUGCUUGUUAUGUCUUUUUUUUUCUCAACGAAAGUCGCAAUAUUGAUGAGAAACACAGUGCAUCAAUAAAUAAAAACUCACGCAAUAAAAACGCCAAAAUUGGACUGAAA